CUUUAUUCCAUACACGUGUCUUUGAGAAGUGAUUUGAUGUUUCGUAAAAGCAAACACAAAGAGCAGAUAGCGGUAGGAUACAUCGGGGACAUUCGCCCCUAGAUUUGAGGACAAUGAGACUUGCUCGAAAGGAAGUUGCCUCUCAUCGAGUCCCAGCCGUAUCCCACGUUCUUAGGGAUAUUCUGAUUCUUAGAACUCCUUCAUUUCCUAACAACUCACUAGAUAUGAGUGAUGAGUCUAAUGAUGACUCCCAUCAAAUCUAGCAAUCCGACAUGCCGCUAAUCAGCAUCCCAACACAGACCCUCAGUCCUUAUGGGAUACGGCCUGGGGGACAACCAGCGUCGCUCACCGCCGUGAGCGCUCCAAGUACGACCGAUUUCGUGUUAGGGAUCGAUACUUGUGGUUUCACCACCGCCAGUACGAUCGCUUGUAAAUUCGGAUAUGAGUGUACUAAUGUAGAGGGAUAUCGCGGUUGCUGCUUGCCGGGCGCUGAUGACUGUGCCUCUACGAUCUAUACGGCCUGCGUCGACUAUGGGAAAGUCGUCCACACAGCUGAAUGCGGACCACAGACACUAUGCUGCCCUAGCACACAUCCAUCCUGCUACACAUAUUGGUUCGAUGAUGUCGACGACCCCCAGGAAACAUUUAGACACAUCGAAUGCCAAGCAUCACGGGGAUUCGGGAUCCUAUACCCCUUUCCUCCAGAGUUAACCAUGACAUCGGACACAUCAACAACGGAAACAGAUCCCCCACCCGACACUUCUAAUUUAACCCAAAUCACGAUCGAGUCCGAGGGCGACUCAUCGUCUGAUUCCUCGACAUCCGCGGGUACUAUAAUAGGUAUCGUAGUCGGCUCUGUCGCCUUCAUCAUCAUAUCCGCCAUAAUCGUCGCUCUAAUAUUCCGCCGGCGUCGGGCCAAAAAGAACGCUGCUACCGCUCCAUCGGUUCCCGUGAAGAGCACAGAUAGCUCGGUCGAUAUCUUGCCAUCUCCAGAAAAAGAACCGAGGCAGACAGCAGCCGCAGCAGCAGUAAGACCAGAAAGACCGCCGACCCGAAGAAGCUUUCUCCGACCCCUUUCCAUGAUCCAAGAGCAUCCUCUCUCCAUCGCCAAGCCCACACCCAUAUCCACCACCUCCUUCGUGCCAGGCAUCAGGAGGUACAAGUCCGCAGCAGCGCGCCAGAGCCCCACGCCGAAUUGGCCACUUAGCCCACCUGGUAACCCCCUAAGCUCGCAUCCGAUCGACGCAGACUUGAUGAAGCGCCUCAGCGACAGUCGGCUUGGAACCCGCGGCGGCUCAGAAAGCCGAGCAAUUAGCGACGGGCGGCAGAAAAGCCUGCCACGCACCCCUGUGCUCCCGUUCCCUCCGCCACCUCCGCCGGGCACUAGACCCGCGGCCCCCCUGGCGCCGCUCAAACCAUCGCGUGACUUCGAGAGCACAGGCACCACGCCCACCAGUGCCACAGCGGCGCUGCAAAGCCCGCGGCUAAGCCACGUUCCCGUAUCACCGAUCAUGAACCGGGUUCUCGACGGGCCUAGUUCGCAUCGCGCCGUAAACAACCCUUUGGCUUCGACUGCAAGGCCUAUUAGUGCCGUGGGCCCGGAGCCCGUGUCGCCGAUCGGAAGUGACGAAGGGGUAGAUGAUUUGCCCCGGCUUAGCUACAUCUCGGCGCCUAGCGCGGCUGACGAGGGCGGGCUGGGGCGUGAUGAGAUGGUUUCGCCUAUAGGUGCGUAUGAGGUGGAUAGUGAUACGGAGGUGCCGGAAAGCCCGGUGACGGUUAGUCCGCUGGAGAGCCCGCGGGAGAGUAUGGAUUCUUAAGACUUUAGAGGAUGGGAUGUUAGUUUGGUGGUGCUAUACAUUGUGCUUGGUAUAGUUUCUUUGUAUACAUAUAUUUCUACAGUUGUUCGGUUUAUUUAGGUGCAACAGCAUCUAUGCAGUGUAUCUCGGGACAUAUAUCUCUUAGCUAUGCGUUACAUACCUCAUAUGAAUGUGCCUCAUCGGGUUUCGCAGGUAGCUGCUGUAGAACAUCGGGUUAUUGAAGCACGCGCUUUUACGGCUAUGUACAUGACUUCGGCUUUGACUUGGGAUACUACGAGGUUUGGUCGUACAUGUUUGUAUCUUAUUCCUGUCACCGCGCACGGUUAAAUAGGCGGUGUUAAGGAGAACAACACGUAGCUGUGUCAAGUUAAGAUGCGCUGCUAGCUGGACGUUUUCUCAUUGGGAAUGAUCCUAACAAAGUCGGGGUCAUUACAUGGCGUUUAUAAAGGGGGAAAGCCGGUGAC
Daldinia decipiens is the source of this 2281-nucleotide messenger RNA. RefSeq lists its product as uncharacterized. The transcript has 3 exons. Lineage: Eukaryota; Fungi; Ascomycota; Sordariomycetes; Xylariales; Hypoxylaceae. The record is from RefSeq and is a predicted model, not a curated record. The coding region runs from base 273 to 1817 and encodes 514 amino acids.